UCAUGUUUGAAAUUAAGAUCUGUUGCAUUGGUGCGGGCUAUGUUGGAGGACCUACAUGUAAUGUCAUCGCUCAUAUGUGCCCUGAAAUCAGGGUAACCGUUGUUGACGUCAAUGAAUCUAGAAUUAAUGCAUGGAACUCUCCUACACUUCCUAUUUAUGAGCCUGGACUGAAAGAAGUGGUCGAAUCCUGCCGAGGAAAGAAUCUGUUUUUUUCUACCAAUAUUGACGAUGCCAUUAAACAAGCUGAUCUUGUAUUUAUUUCUGUGAACACUCCAACAACAAAAACGUAUGGAAUGGGGAAAGGUCGCGCCGCAGAUCUGAAGUAUAUUGAGGCUUGUGCCAGACGCAUUGUGCAAAACUCACAUGGGUACAAAAUUGUGACUGAGAAAAGCACAGUUCCAGUGCGGGCAGCAGAAAGUAUUCGCCGAAUAUUUGAUGCAAACACAAAACCCAACUUGAAUUUACAGGUGCUGUCCAACCCUGAGUUCUUGGCAGAAGGAACAGCCAUCAAGGACCUAAAGAACCCAGACAGAGUACUGAUUGGAGGGGAUGAAACCCCAGAGGGCCAGAGAGCUGUGCAGGCACUGUGUGCUGUGUAUGAGCACUGGGUUCCCAGAGAAAAGAUCCUCACCACUAAUACUUGGUCUUCAGAACUUUCCAAACUGGCAGUAAAUGCUUUUCUUGCCCAGAGGAUCAGCAGCAUUAACUCCAUAAGUGCCCUGUGUGAAGCAACAGGGGCUGAUGUAGAAGAGGUGGCAACAGCCAUUGGAAUGGACCAGAGAAUUGGAAAUAAGUUUCUGAAAGCCAGUGUUGGUUUUGGUGGAAGCUGCUUUCAGAAGGAUGUUCUGAAUUUGGUUUAUCUCUGUGAAGCUCUGAAUUUGCCUGAAGUAGCUCGUUAUUGGCAGCAGGUUAUAGAUAUGAAUGACUACCAGAGAAGGAGAUUUGCUUCCCGGAUUAUAGACAGCUUGUUUAAUACAGUAACUGAUAAGAAGAUAGCUAUUUUGGGAUUUGCAUUCAAAAAGGACAGCGGUGAUACAAGAGAAUCUUCUAGUAUAUAUAUCAGCAAAUAUUUGAUGGAUGAAGGUGCACAUCUCCAUAUAUAUGAUCCAAAAGUACCAAGGGAACAAAUAGUUGUGGAUCUUUCUCACCCAGGAGUUUCACAGGACGACCAAGUGUCCUGGCUCAUGACCAUUUCUAAGGAUCCAUAUAAAGCAUGUGAUGGUGCCCAUGCUGUGGUUAGUUGCACAGAAUGGGACAUGUUUAAGGAACUGGAUUAUGAAUGCAUUCAUAAAAAAAUGCUGAAGCCAGCCUUUAUCUUUGAUGGGCGACGUGUCCUGGAUGGGCUCCAUAAUGAACUACAAACCAUUGGCUUCCAGAUUGAAACAAUUGGAAAAAAGGUGUCUUCAAAGAGAAUUCCGUAUGCUCCUUCUGGAGAAAUUCCAAAGUUUAGUCUUCAGGAUCCACCAAACAAGAAACCCAGAGUAUAGACAUCGCCAUUUUUAUUUGUAAUUUUUUUGGUACUUUAGAAUAGCAGAUAUCUAUCUGAUAUUAAAUGAUAAAUGAACCAAGUGUUUUUAAGGAAACAAAGCUAUUUUUUUAAUAAUCAAAUUUAUACUAGCGGUAUGGGAAUUAGCAUAUCUGGUAUUACGAAUCUAGAAUAUUUUUUACAUAUUUUUAUAAUGUUGUUACCUCAGUGAUUGGAUGAGUGAUAAU
This is a messenger RNA of Nyctereutes procyonoides (raccoon dog), 1713 nucleotides long. RefSeq names its product UDP-glucose 6-dehydrogenase-like. Lineage: Eukaryota; Metazoa; Chordata; Mammalia; Carnivora; Canidae. The coding region runs from base 3 to 1487 and encodes 494 amino acids. Gene Ontology annotation, cellular component: cytosol; nucleus. The record is from RefSeq and is a predicted model, not a curated record. The transcript has a single exon. Gene Ontology annotation, molecular function: UDP-glucose 6-dehydrogenase activity; NAD binding. Gene Ontology annotation, biological process: glycosaminoglycan biosynthetic process.